AUGACUCGUCAAUGUGACUAUGAUGCAAUAUCGAUGACUUUUGUUGCGAAUUCGACAUCCUCAAGAACAGACACAACGAAUGAAGAUAAAAAUCUCGAUCAAUUAGAACCAUCUUAUAUGUACACAAUGUUAUUCAAAGAUAUUAUAUUAGAAAUCGAUGAAGAUGACGAUAAGCCAUUACAAGAUCUUGUGGCUUAUUGCCGUAGUAAAGAUAUUAGUGAAUCAGAAUUGACGUAUUUUAAGAAUAAAUAUCGUCAGCAUUCGGCAGUUUGGUGGUAUACUUGUGAAAUGUUUCUGUAUGGUAUGCUCAACUAUGCCCUGAGAACAUUUGAUUUGGAAGUCAUGACUAAAACAGGCUUCUUCAUUCGAAAUUUGCAUCGCCAAUUGCAGCAAUUACACAAAGAACAAUCAGCUAAUUUCGAGAAGAAAUUCAUUGUUUAUCGUGGUCAAGGACUUUCUACAGAAGAUUUUCGACAUCUUCAAAACACAAAAGGUGGACUCAUUGCGUUCAAUUUUUUUCUAUCGACGAGCACAGAAAAAAACGUCAGUAUGGGAUUCAUUGAAGGAAAUUUAUGUAAAUAUGAACAAAACGUAGGUGUCCUUUUUAUUAUGACAAUUGAUCAAAGUAAAAUAUCACCAUCUUCGACACCAUUCGCUCUUAUUGAAAAUGAGAGCGCAAUCAAAACGGAAAACGAAAUUCUCUUCUCCAUGCACACAGUAUUUCGUAUUGGUGAAAUGAAACAAACAACGAAAGAUAAACGUAUUUGGGAAGUACAAUUGACAAUUACUGAUGACAAUGAUCCACAACUUGCUCCUCUUGUUACAUACAUGAAAGAGGAAAUUGAAGGUCGAGAGUGGUAUCGAAUGGGUCAAUUGAUGCUCAAACUACAAAAAUUCGAUGAUGCUGAGCUACUCUACAAUCAACUAUUCGAAAAUGCUUCUAGCGAUAGUGAUCGAGCAUAUAUAUAUCACCACCUUGGAUGUCUGAAAACGGAUCAAGGAAAAUACGAGGAGGCAGUUACAUUUUAUGGAAAAUCUCUGAAAAUUGCACUGCAAACUCUCAACGAAGAUGAUCCUUCAUUAGCU
Messenger RNA from Rotaria sp. Silwood1, 1086 nucleotides. Lineage: Eukaryota; Metazoa; Rotifera; Eurotatoria; Philodinida; Philodinidae. The record is from the annotation of a GenBank genome assembly.